Hypoxylon fragiforme is the source of this 1399-nucleotide messenger RNA. RefSeq lists its product as uncharacterized. The record is from RefSeq and is a predicted model, not a curated record. The coding region runs from base 17 to 1399 and encodes 460 amino acids. Lineage: Eukaryota; Fungi; Ascomycota; Sordariomycetes; Xylariales; Hypoxylaceae. The transcript has a single exon.
AGCAUCUAGUUCAAAAAUGGGCUCUAGAAACAACACACCGCGAGCCCUCAGCUUCGGUGUCGAGCUGGAACUAUACGUAGCAUGGAUCACGCCCGACGUCGAAGCCGACUCCCUCGACGUCCCCCCUGGGUUCAACACGAGUAAGGGUGCGCCACUAAGAGUGCCGAGCGGCAGGUUUGACGAUCUGCUCUGGGCCCUAAACGCGCGGAUCCGAGAGACGCUCCAAGGCUUCCCCUCGGCCGCCGUGGCAUCGGCAGAUCUCAACGGAAGAGUAGACUUCGUCCACGACGACGAAUGGUCGCACCUACAGACGUACAGGGAGUGGACCGUGAAAGGGGACCCUUCGCUGAGUACCCCCGACGAGCUAGACAGCGGCAUCGACUCCGGCUGGGACGGGCUCGAGGUCUGCUCGCCCGCGCUCUGGGCCACCGAGCAGGGCUUCGCCGAGGUCCGGAGGGUCUGCGAGCUCCUGCACGACACCAUCUGGACGACGAACAUCGGCAACUACACCGGGCUGCACAUCCACGUCGGCUACGGGCACAGCUGGUUCCCGAUGCACUCUGCGCGGCGUAUCGCAGCCUUGCUUUACGCCGCCGACCCGCUCCUCGCCGCGUCCCACGACCCCGACCGGCUGCUGAACUCGUUCUGCCCCAGCAUCCGCAUGUACUCGAACGUGUCGCUCGGCGUGCGCAUCGCCGACCUCGAGAUGCGGCCCCACUCGGAGCUCGAGAUCUCGGACGUCUCGCUCGCGGGCAGCUCGCGGCCGCGGACCGAGCUCGCCCAACGCAUCCGCGACGGCUUUGCGCGCAGCCAGCAAGCGGUGUCCAGCAGCUCGACGCGGCCGUACCGGGGGGGCCUCCCGCCGCGGCCCUCGACCAAGACGUACACGCCGCUCCCCGAGGCGCUGGAGAACAUCCUGCCGUCGGCGGCGCGCAACUACGGCGUGUACCCGGACCGGUACGACUUCCGGCCGGCGCCGAUGCAGGAGGCGGUCGCGGAGCUCCUGCAGACGGACAACCGGUGGGCGCUGGGCAAGCUGACGACCGUCAGCUCGGGGCGGUCGGCGUACUCGUUCCACCACUUCCUGCGGGACGGCGGCAAGCGGACGAUCGAGUUCCGGCAGGCGGCGGGGACCGUCGACCCGGCGGAGGUGGUCAGCCGCGCGCGCAUCGCCGUGCGCCUGUGCGAGUUCGCGAGCAACGGCAGCGUCCAAAGCGACCGCUACAGGAAGCUGCUGACUGACUGCAUGAUAGCCGAGGACAUGCCGAGCUGGUUCGACUUCUACGACUUGCUGCUCGAGCUCGAUAUGCGCCCCGAGGCGGAGGUCAUCCAUGCUGUGAAGGAGAACAAUAUGACGGAUGCGGUAAGGCAGAGGUAUUGGGCGGCGCCGCGUCGUUGA